UGCACUGUUGCGUGGGGCGGGGUAGCUGGUGGGCCCGGCCCAGCACGGUUGGGGAGGGGGUGGCUGGCUCCGCUGUUGCCCUUUUAAAUGUGUGAGAGGGUGCUGGAGGCUGGUACAAAGGGAGCUGCCGCCGCUCCUGCUCCCUCCACCGGCUCAGGCUGCUCCCCGCCAUCUUCCGCCCAGCAGGCGCGGCCGGGUCAGGCCGGGCCGGAGCCGAGCUGCGCGGGGCGCGUGAGGCGAGGUGGCGCAGGCCCGGGCCCGGAGAUGAGGCCAGGAUGUCGGUGUCAGGGCUCAAGGCCGAGCUGAAGCUCCUCGAGUCCAUCUUCGACAAGGACCACGAGCGCUUCCGCAUCGUCUCCUGGAAGCUGGACGAGCUGCACUGCCAGUUCGUGCUGCUGCCGCCGCCGCCGGGGAGCAGCCCGCCGCCGCCGCCGCCGCUCACCAUCCACUGCAACAUCACGGAGUCUUAUCCCUCUUCAUCACCAAUAUGGUUUGUGGAAUCAGAUGACCCAAACCUGACUUCAGUGUUGGAGCGAUUAGAAGAUAUUAAGAAGAGCAAUACUCUGCUUCUUCAACAACUGAAGCGAUUGAUAUGUGACCUCUGCAGAUUAUACAACCUUCCUCAACAUCCAGAUGUUGAGAUGUUAGAUCAGCCAUUACCAACAGGACAGAAUGGAACGACAGAAGAAGUAACGUCGGAGGAGGAGGAGGAAGAAGAUAUGGGUGAAGAUAUUGAAGACCUAGAUCACUAUGACAUGAAGGAGGAAGAGCCUGUUGAUGGAAAGAAAUCUGAGGAUGAAGGCAUUGAAAAAGAGAACCUUGCAAUUUUAGAAAAAAUCAGAAAGAAUCAAAGACAAGACCACCUAAAUGGUGCUGUGUCUGGGUCAGUCCAGGCUUCAGAUCGGCUUAUGAAAGAGCUCAGGGAUAUAUACAGAUCACAGAGUUAUAAAACAGGGAUUUAUUCAGUGGAACUUGUAAAUGACAGCCUGUAUGAGUGGCACGUUAAACUUCUAAAAGUUGAUCCUGACAGCCCGUUACAUAGUGAUCUUCAGGUCUUAAAAGAAAAAGAAGGUGUAGAAUACAUUUUGCUCAACUUCUCAUUUAAGGAUAAUUUUCCUUUUGAUCCACCCUUUGUGCGAGUGGUAUCUCCUGUGCUCACGGGAGGGUAUGUCCUGGGUGGGGGUGCAUUAUGCAUGGAACUUCUUACUAAACAGGGCUGGAGUAGUGCCUAUUCAAUAGAAUCGGUCAUCAUGCAGAUCAAUGCCACUUUAGUCAAAGGAAAAGCCAGAGUACAGUUUGGAGCCAAUAAGAACCAAUAUAAUCUAGCAAGAGCACAGCAGUCCUAUAAGUCUCUAGUACAGAUACAUGAGAAAAAUGGCUGGUACACUCCUCCAAAAGAAGAUGGUUAAUAUUGUGGACUGUUGUACACCUGGACCAAUGUCAAACAGCUCUUUUUUAUUUCUUUCCAACACACACACAGACUCAAGCUACGAGUGCCCCUAUAACAGCUAUAGCUGAAGACUUUAGCUAUUAGAUAAGUUAGUGGAUAAUCUGUCAACUGACACAUCCAGUAUAAUUUACAGCCUUACCAUUUUGCUCUUAUUAGGUAUCUUGGACUGAGCAGUUUUGGCCUUUACUGUAUUUGUCCCUAUGGAUUAAGCAUAUUUGGGCCACUCCCUCCCUUCUCCAUUUUUGUUUAAAAGUAAAAACUUUUUAAAGCUGGCUAUUGAGUUACUAAAAGAUCAUCAUUCAAUAGGAGUCACUCACUACUUCUUACCUUUUGCAGAAUGUGGACUGCAGAGACUUGCAUUGUAAUGUUUCAUUUAAAGCCAACAAAGUUUAAUACAUUGUUUAAUACUGUUUUAGGAAAUUUCAGGUCUUGUAAAUCACAGUAGUUUUUCUGGUCUAAAAUGAAAACAUUUGUAGUAUUGCCAAAUUAAAGAUAUAGGAAAACAACAUGUAUGUUAAGUCAUUAAACUUUUUUCAUGGCUGUGUGAGGAUAUGAACUGUUUCUUGGAAGAGAUACUCUUUAUUAGAUUGUUGUAUUUUUAAGCAGAGCAAGGCUGUGCCAAUAAAACCUUGUAACUAGUCACUUCCACUGGGGCAUCAGAAUCUUGCUGGGCUGUUUCUGCUACUUGUUGGCUCAAGCUACUUAACAAAAGGAGCCACAGUAUGAAGCUUGAAGUUAUUUAAGAUACUAAAAAUCUUUUUAGGUGUUCCAUUUUAUUAACGGGUUGUUGCAAUCAUUUGUAAACUAAUGAACUUAUAAAGUGAUUGGCACAAAUCAAAAUGAAAAUCCUUGAACAAAAGUUUUUAUAUAAAAGCUACAAUAAAAUACAAAAAAGACAUCACCUGAUUCAGAGUUGUAAAAAUAAUGUUGCCAUAGUCAUGACAGUGCUUUUUGUUAUUGAAAGACUAACAGGAACUAUUCUUUCAUUAUUAGGAAAUGAAUCUGGGUCUGUGUAAUUACUAUAUUUCAUUGCCUUACCUAAAUCAAUUCUAUUUUGGUUGUAGUAUUAGUGAUUAGACCUUUGUACUGCCAGGGAUUGAUAUAAGGGUGUGUACCAUGGAUUAAGCACUUUUUUAGCCCAGAAGCAUGUGGUUUUUAGUUACAACUAUCAAAUCUGUGCUCUUGUUCUUUUCUCUAUCAGGCACCCAUGGGCCUUUGUGCAUUUAUUUGCUUCUAGAUCCAGUUUUUAAGCUUGAAAGAACAGAUUGAAGGAAUUUGGCACUACUCCUGAUACGUACUGUUUUGUUUCAAAUAGUCCUUCUAGGGAGUAUAGUGGAUGACUUGCCAGCCUUUCUGCUUACUUGGUUGUACAUAUAUUCAUAUAGAAUCCUGAUAACCAAUUGCUCAGAUAGCAACCUUAAGUGAAAGGCAGAACUCUUUAAGCAUUAAAGUUCCUUAAAACCUGAGGCUAAAAUCUUUGAAUACAUUAUUGAAUUCUUUAAUAUUCUAAUGGGCUAGCAGGUUGACAGAUGCACAUUUGGCAUGCUUUGUUUUGGAUUUCAUUUUUCAUUGCAGAAUUAUUUGGCAAUGUACAGUAAUUUGUAAACUUGCAUCAAGUUUAUGAAUAAAGAACCAUUUUAAGAAUUA
This is a messenger RNA of Mauremys reevesii (Reeves's turtle), 3097 nucleotides long. RefSeq names its product ubiquitin conjugating enzyme E2 Q2 (gene UBE2Q2). Bases 276 to 1409 code for a protein of 377 amino acids. The transcript has 13 exons. Gene Ontology annotation, molecular function: protein binding. NCBI's taxonomy places the organism in Eukaryota, Metazoa, Chordata, Testudines, Geoemydidae. The record is from RefSeq and is a predicted model, not a curated record.